CAAUUAUCUACACAAGGCUGGGCCUGUUGACUCAGUGUCAUGGAGAGAGGACUCUUGCCCCCUACCCCUCCCUGAGGAUUUAUUUCCGGGAGUAUAAAUGUGUGCCAUCACACCUGCCUUCCUUCAGUUUUGUUGUCUGCUUGGCUUCUUGGAUGGAUCCACAGAGCCUCAGAAAAGGACCAACGAAGCCCACCCUGGUGCUGCUCUGCUGUGUAGGAACCUGGCUGGCCAUCUGCUGCCCGUCCUUUGGCGCGCCAACAGCAAGUAUGAUAAAGACUAUAGUUGAACUCCUGAAACUCGAGUCUAAGGAACUUUAUGAAGACUACCUCAAAAAGGAUGCGGUUGGGGUGCCAACAGACGAGUCCCUCCAGCUGCCGUGUUUCACCCUGGGCUUCGAAGCAUCAACCAAUAUCUCAAUUAUCCAAGCAUAUCUGGAGACGGCCAAAAGGCUGAGCGAUAACAGAGCAGACACCGCUAAUGUCACAAAACGGCUGGACGACAUCAGGUGUUCCAACCCACCAAAACCAAGCAUUUAUGAGCCUGAAGAUUUCUAUGCACGCAAAAUCUUUACACUGACUGUUUUGAAACGGUUCUCAGACUGCAUGGCAGAACUAAAGGUUAAGGACAGGAUAUGUUGAUUGAUGAGAAGAGCUCUAGGGAAGGAAGAACUCUAGUGUCCUCAGCAGUACCUGUCCUUGGAGGGCUGGGCUUGCACUGUAGGGAUUAACUCAAAGAGACCCUGCCAUCGUGACAAGCCUUGUUAUUUAUGAUGUCUUUAUUCUGUCCACCCUUGUGGGGGCUGGAAGUGGCAGCUAUAUUUAUUUAUUAGUAUUUAUGUACUGAGUUGUUAACACUCCUUGGAGGAACCCUCAGAGUCUAUUUAAUAAAUUAUAUUGA
This is a messenger RNA of Mesocricetus auratus (golden hamster), 897 nucleotides long. RefSeq names its product interleukin 31 (gene Il31). Gene Ontology annotation, molecular function: cytokine receptor binding; cytokine activity. The transcript is spliced from 4 exons. The record is from RefSeq and is a predicted model, not a curated record. Bases 153 to 638 code for a protein of 161 amino acids. NCBI's taxonomy places the organism in Eukaryota, Metazoa, Chordata, Mammalia, Rodentia, Cricetidae.